UUCAGAACAGACAGAAAUCUUCACGGUCAAGAAACCAGACACAACAGCCAGCAUAAGAAGACCAGAGACUGACCACUUGUCAUUCAUCUCAAUCAGUUUUUCAUCCAUCCUCUUCUUGCUUUUUCUCUGCCUGCUCCGCGAUGUGGAAAGCUGCAGUUCUGGCCGUGUGUCUGUUGCUGGCUGGAGUGAGGGCGAUGGACGGGCCCACGUAUGGGGUCAAACUGUGCGGCCGCGAGUUCAUCCGUGCAGUCAUCUUCACCUGCGGAGGCUCUCGCUGGAGACGCUCCAUCACGAGCACAGAUGAUUUGACUCUGGACCCAUUUAGCACAGAAGACAGAGAUGCUGCAGACGGCUGGGUGCUGCCCUCAGACCCGGAGUUGUCUAUCCAGCAGGCCGCUGAGUCCACCUCUUUGGGACUGACCCGCGCCAGUCAGGAGGGCGCAAUGUUCAGCCGCCCCGCACGCUCCCUCAUCUCAGAGGAGGUGCUGGAAGCCCUGCGCACGUCCAGCAGAAAGGGCCGUGAUGUGGUGGUGGGACUUUCCAACGCCUGCUGCAAAUGGGGCUGCAGCAAGAGCGAGAUCAGCUCUCUGUGCUGAAAACUGCCUCAUCUGAGCC
Molecule: messenger RNA, 615 nt
Organism: Colossoma macropomum (tambaqui)
Lineage: Eukaryota; Metazoa; Chordata; Actinopteri; Characiformes; Serrasalmidae
Gene: rln3a
Product: relaxin 3a
Exons: 2
Coding region: 141-596 (151 amino acids)
Cellular component (GO): extracellular region
Molecular function (GO): hormone activity
Source: RefSeq, a predicted model, not a curated record